Molecule: messenger RNA, 3366 nt
Organism: Pangasianodon hypophthalmus (striped catfish)
Lineage: Eukaryota; Metazoa; Chordata; Actinopteri; Siluriformes; Pangasiidae
Product: CD209 antigen-like protein C
Exons: 5
Coding region: 532-1431 (299 amino acids)
Biological process (GO): biological process involved in interspecies interaction between organisms
Cellular component (GO): external side of plasma membrane
Molecular function (GO): fucose binding; D-mannose binding
Source: RefSeq, a predicted model, not a curated record
UAUCGCUCAAUAUGGUCUUGGUCUCUUGGUCUUGAACUUGGGUUUUAUUGAGAUGGAUAUUUUAAUGACAAUGCUGCAAAUAAAUCCUAAUGAUAUAGCUCCCCAGGGGGAGUCUGAGAGUCAUAUGAAUAUGUAGUAUCAUGUGUAGGCCUAUACAAGUUUGUAAUUUCAAACAUCAUUGUUGCUGCACUUAAUAGUUGUAAACAGGCCCCAAAUGUAAAAAAUCUCAAAAAUGAAGUGUAGAGGGCACACUAAAAAGGUCUUCUGGUCAUGAGGCCUUACUGCUUAAAGUAUCUUGACAUUUUGUCUGAUCUGCACCCAGGAGUCACACAUUAUUCACACAUGUUGCUGGUUGUGAAAAACCUAAGCAAAAAUAGUCACACAGGAAAUAUGCCCACAAUAUAACACCAAUGCACAGACACAUAGGCAGUGUUUCUUCAGACAGCCACUCUGAGUGUAGCUUUAGACAAAUAAAUACCGGUACAACUGCGUCUGUUCGUCUGAAAGCUCAGGAUUACUGCAAAGAGAAGAAUGGAGAUGAUUGAGGAGAUUUAUGCAAAUGCAGGUGUUACUCCAGACAACGGAGCUGAUUCCAGUGACAGUAACAAUUCAUAUGAAGAAAUUGAUGUGAACGAGGACAAUUUGGAGACCCAGCGGACCGGAAGACUCAAGCAGUCUGAGACCUCAGAUACAGGAAACAGCCAUGCAGGGAAUAAAUGUUACAGAUUGACUGCAGUGUGUCUGCUGCUGCUGUGUGUUCUCCUGCUGACUGCCGUCACAGUGCUGUGGAUCAAAAUCAACACCCUGAAUACAGAAAACAACCAGCUACAGACCAGAUACAGCAACCUGACUAUAGAGAGAGACCAGUUGCAGUCCACUAAUUAUGACUUGAAUAGGGAGAAAGAUCAACAAGAAGCCAAACUGAAAGAACUGACAAAUAAAAUGAUCAAUUUACAAGCCAGUUAUACUGACACGAAAGACAAGAGUGAGAAGUUACAGAUGGAAAAAGACGCCCUUCAGAAGAAGCUAACUGCUAUAGAUUCACAAAGCAAAGAGGGAUGGAGAUGUUUCUGCUCCGGGGUUUACUACAUCUCUACUGAGCAGAAAACCUGGAGUGAGAGCAGACAAGACUGUAGAAGUAGAGGAGGAGACCUGGUGAUCAUAAACAGCAGAGAGGAACAGGAGUUCAUCAUUAAACAGCUGGGAAACACUAAGGCUUGGAUUGGUCUGAGUGACAUAGACACAGAGGGGGUGUGGAAAUGGGUGGAUGGUACACGACUUACCACUGCGUACUGGGGUGAUGGAGAACCGAAUAAUGUAGGUGAUGAGGACUGUGCUGAGAUGCUGAGUUCUCAUAUUAGUAAGAGCUGGAACGACAGGUUAUGUUCGGCUCAGCUACCAUGGAUCUGUGAGAAAAGUGCUUUUCAGUAAUUAGAGAAAAGUACUGUAAAAUGAUCAAAUAUUCCCAAUUCAAACUGCAUGUACUGAGCAGUUGUAACUGUAUUAGUCACUGUUCUUGUAUUCUCAAGUCCUAUCAUGUAAAACUAUCUAGUGUUCAGAUCUGUGGAAAGGGAAAUCCAUUUCUACUUUCAAAUGUCUCUUUUCAGUGUGUGAUCAGUGGCUGGCCUGAAUCUCAUAAGUCUUGUACAGCAUUUUUAAUCAUUUUUAAGGAAAUCAUGUUUUAAUCAUUUUUAAGGAAAUGCUUGUUUAAAAAUUAAAUUUUCACCUUUUCCCGUUUGGCCCAAAUGUGACCGAGGAUCCAAAGAAUGAUGAUAGAUGAUAUAACAAGUUAAACUGAACCCUGUCACUGAUUAUUUUUGCUAUAGCAGCCACAGCGCCAAGUGUUUUAUUCCUUACUUAAUUCACCAUCUAUAAUGAUUUUUAUUGAAUAUAUUUCAGUGUGUUUUUUCUCUAAUGAACUUUAUGUUUUAAUUUUUUAAAAAUAUGUACUGUUUGUGUGUUGGACUUUGUUUCGAUUACAUGUAUGAGAUCAGGAGAUUGCAGGUUCGAGUCCUGCUGGGAUCGUGACUUUAGGAGCCACAAAUCAUCAGGUCUGAAAUGACAUGCUUCUCAAAGCAGUGACGUGUUUGAAUCUCUGCUUGAACUGAUAGUGUGGUUACAAUAUACCAGUAUUCUUGAUGUGAUAAAUCUGCUGUUUGGGGAAAUGAAAUAAUGGCUUCUGUUCUAAAAUGAAGCAAUAAAGUUAUUUACUGCUUGAUGAACGUUUGAGUGGCUCACUAAUUAGGACAGCUGUAUAAUCACUGUGUAUGUAAUAUUUAACCUGUAGCUCUAAUAGCCUCUGAUAUCUGACUCAUUACUCUUUUACAAAUUACAAAAAAGUUCUCUAAUGAUUUCACAUGAGCGAAAUAUACAGUAUUUCAGUUUACCCUUAUUCUGGAGACAGAGGAUCAUACGCUUGAAACCACUAAGCACACUUUAAUUAAAUCACAGCAUAUAAAAUUUUAAAUACUUCAGACUCAACAACAAUAUUUUUGUGUCAACCACUGCAGUUGUUUUAUUUACCAAACACGUAAAUAUACAUCAUAGCUCAUUUUUAUACUGAUUACGGAUUUAACAUAAUGCUUGAAUUAUGCUACUUUAUUAGGAGACAUAAUAUAAUAAAACUACCGAGUGUUUGGAAAGGAGCACCUCUAGUGGCAAGACGAUGACAUGAAUGUGUGAGGAUGUGUGUCUGUGGAUGUGACAGUAGAGCUGCUGACUGAAGGAGAUUGUCAUGGCCAAGCCAGACCAAAACAUAAAUCGUCACACUCUAAUUCUAAUCACACACAUCUGUCUCUCAUUUCCUUCCUCAUCAUCUCUCCCCUACUAAAGCUCUUCACUUCUCCCUAUUCUCUGUCCGGUCUCGUCUCGGCGAUAACCAAAAGAGACCCACGAAAGCCAACAACUACUAUUCCUCCCUACGAUUCCUCACGCUUCCUACUGUGCCCCCAUUUCGUCCGUUUCUCCAGCCAGUCAUCACCAUCCGGUAACUUCCUUCCUCUCAUCUCUUUCUCCGUUUGUUUAUUAAUAAACACCAUUGUUCCAUCUACCAUCUCUGUGUCUCGAGUCCUACCUGCAGUGUGACACAAAGUAGUGGUCUACAAGCUAUUGAAAAUCCCCAUUUCAGAUGCUUUUACUGAAGAAGAAUCUGGUAACCUUAUUUAUGUGAACUACACACAGGUAAUUUGCAUAAUUUGAAUGGCGUUCCCAGAAAAUUGGUUUAAACAGGUGUGUAGACGAAUCUAAAUUUGGACAAAUCUCCAUGUGUAAAUAUUGAUUGAUAUAAGUCUGAAUACAGCCAAUAAAUUUCACAAAAUUACAAUGUAUUUCAAUAGAUAAGUUGUCCCACACCAUUAGCUGGUCCCA